Molecule: messenger RNA, 4554 nt
Organism: Penicillium chermesinum
Lineage: Eukaryota; Fungi; Ascomycota; Eurotiomycetes; Eurotiales; Aspergillaceae
Exons: 8
Coding region: 1-4554 (1517 amino acids)
Biological process (GO): regulation of transcription by RNA polymerase II
Cellular component (GO): mediator complex
Molecular function (GO): transcription coregulator activity
Source: RefSeq, a predicted model, not a curated record
AUGAACCGAACACUAAAUGGUGGCCCCGGGCGAGUCGAUCUAGCGCAGCUGUCUGCCCAGUAUGAUUCGCCAAUGACCUCGCAACUACCUCUUCCUUCGCCAUCACUACCUAGACCCUUGUCGCAGAACCGCCCGGUGGUCGACCUUACGAGCGCCGAGUCGCAAGAUCGGGAACCGGUCCCGAAACGACCCAGGCUCGAUGUUCCCAGUGGCCCGAAUUCGAACGAGCCAGGCUCCACUGGGAAUGGCGGAGAAGCGAGGAGUACUCCUGGUAGUGCUGGGUCGCGGCCUCCUCCUUCGUGGCGUGGUCGACCGAUGUGGUCGUUCCAGGCUGUCAUGUCUGAACUGCCAACCGCUGAGAACCGAGGAGAGCAUGCGACGGGCGCGAAAUCGACUUCUCCUCCUCCACUCCCCACGCAAUCAUGGAACGUUGCGUUAUCUGAAGUAUCAGGAGAUGGGGUCUCCAAGUCCCGAGACCCCUCUCCGGAUAAAAAAGUUCAAACUACACCUUACCGCAUUGCGGUCCCUUCUGUGGCUCCGGUCCUUAAAGGUGACAAAGUCGCCGAUUUCACGCCGUGGACGGGAAAUCACCCGGAGGACGUCCUGAACGAAUCGACUGCCAAGCAAGGGUACUACGAUCGGACGCAGGUUUCCCAAAACGAAUCUAACACCGCCCGUCCCGCCUUAUAUACUCAGUUGAAACAUCGUACUGGCUUGCAGAUGCUAUCAACUGUCUUCGCCGCCGCACUGGAGAAACGAAGGAACCAUAAUACCGCAUGGCUGCGAGACCUCGCUAAUCCAGCUGUUUCCCUACGUCGACUGAGCAGGACCAUCCCGCAUGGCAUUCGAGGCAAGAUUCGUGCUUUCAAGCGCAAAGGAACAAGCGGUGCAUUGGCUGUGGGUUUAGAAGCAAAGUGGGUGCGUGAUUGGACCACCAGUGUUCAACAAUUUGUAGAGGGCGUAUUUGGUGCCCCCAAAGCUCCGGACUGGAAGACCAAGAUGACUUACGCAGUCGGACUGACUGCUCGCCUGUUCUUUGAAAACCUUCUGGAUCAUGAUCAUUUUCUUGAAUGGUUCUUGGCGUCAUUCGAAUCUGCUUCUUUGGCUACAGUUCCUGUCUGGCUUUUGAUGCUUGGAAUCUACUGGAACAACCUUCUGCGGUACCGCAAACGGGGCCGGAGACUGGCCGAGCUUCUGCUCGACAAACUGUCGAAGGCCACGGAAACCAAGUUGCAGGCCCUGCAGCCGCUAAUUGAUCGCUUAAGCCGUUUUGUCAACAAGCUGGUCUACGAACAUACUUCAUCGAUGAUUCUACCAAAUUCAUGGAAUAAGUAUAAAGCGCAAAUCUCUUCGUGCAUGAACUUAGCACACCAUGUGGAUCGUGCCUUAUUUCAAUCGCUCCUAGAACGCAAUGCACGAAUCCAACGACCUGCUAAUUCCAAACAAGAAACAAAACGGACUCCCAAUCAACGCCUCAUUCGCCUUCUUGACUCAGUUCGCUCUGCGCAGGACAUCUCAACAGUGUCUGAGGCCUGUUUAGAUACACUGGAAGAUCGGGCUGUUCUCAUUUCAAAACUCAUGGAAUGGAUUGCGACCCCGUUCCGAUAUGGCAUUUGCCGAGUUUACGUUGGCGUUCGUCUUUUACGAAAAUGGAAGGGGAGUGGGAUCGAUGUCGACGAUCAUAUACUCAGUUUCCUCAGCCGAAUGGGGGGGAAAAGGCUAAACUUGAACAACAUAUACCAUGCUAUAUCUGAGCUUGUCAGGUCACAGACAUUCUCAGUCGGUCGAUACCUCCAAUGGCUCAUGGCCAAAGGCUCGGCGAAUCAUUCGUCCGAUGAGAAGUUAUCCCUGCAUGACCUGCCAGGUGAUAUCGGUUUGAUCGCCCAACUUCCGGUCGGCAGGCUUCCAGAACACGUCAGGAACUUGCGCAAUACGUUGUUGGUCCGAACGGGCUUACAGCCAUCCGUCGAAAAUUCCACAAUCGCCAGCGUGAAACAGUUGAUCAGUCAGCGGCUCCCCGAAAUCUUCGGCGGCGAGGUUUAUGCAGAAUCGCCUCUAGGCUCGCUGACAGAUGACUUGAGCUGGGCGAUUAAAGCCGAGAUUGGCCAGUGGUUACGUCGAGGCGUUGCUGACCAUUUCCGUGAUGCGUCAAGUUCAAGCAUUCGCCCUGCACCUCCUUGCGAUAUACUUCCACUAGUAUCGGCACUGACGCCCGACGAGUUUUAUAGUGUUCGCGAGAUCUUGGAAACAUUCGGCGACAUUUCUAUGUUGGCGGAUGUAUUGCGGUGCGCCUCAAGCUCUGAUGACAGCACUGUUCUUGCUUCGGUGGCCGACACCACUAAUCGCCAUUUCGAGUCGCUUUGCGUGAUUGGAGCCACUCCAGAUCUGUUUCGAAGACUCGUGGAUGCCUAUGCUGGCAUCAAGAGGUUCGCUCCGCCGAGUCUCGAUCUAAUGUUCUCGUUGAUCGAACUGGGUCUACGCAUCCCAAACGAACUGAAUUCUGUUAUCAUUCUCCGCCAAGAUCUUUCCCGCAUGGAGAACAAGACCGUCCUCGCAGCGUCCUCACCGGUCUCCGACCACAUCCCUGACUCUUUCAAUGAUGCGGACCCCAUGUUCCGCGAAAAACUGGACCAACUCCUGCUUCCUGGAACCGUCAUGGAUGAGCCCACCUUGGACACCAUCUUCUCUACUUUGACGAAGCAUCUGGAGUCUGGCUGUGGACAAGUGAAGCUAUCUGCCAACGAUACAUGUCUGUAUUUGGCGCAGUUGCGAUCUUUCCAGCCCAAACAUUUCGAUGGGGCUUUGGCUCGAUGGGUCUGCGCGCAUCUACGGUCUCCCGAUCGAAGUAUCUUGUUUAGUGUCCUUCCCUCUCUCAUCGGGGUUGGAUGUGUCACCAUCAGAUCGUUCCUAUCACUACUCAAACGACUGAGCCACUCUUCAAUCCCACUUCCUAACGCAGCAAGCAUCCCCGCAGACUUGUUAGGGCUUCUUGUGCCUCGGGAAAACGCCACUAGGUAUCUUGAUCUGGUUUCUUAUCGAUUUCAAUUGGCACAACAAGAGUUUCUGUCCAAGAACACGGACGAAAUUCUCGAGAUCAUAUGCAAUUCUGCAUCGGGCCUUAGCUCUGAAAGACAGAGCCCCCUGGAGGAUUCUAUGAUCAUGCUGUUGCGCGAAUUACUUGUGCGAAAUCCGGCAUGUACUGGCCAAAGCUACAUGAAAAAGCUUGUCAGUCAACACCCCGUAGCCACGAAAGCUCUACAGAAGGCUCUCGAUGACUUGCUCGGUUUUGAUUCGCAAGAGGACAAUUCGAUCAUGCUGGAGGUCGAGAAGCUGGCUAGCACUACGGAUGACUUUUCACUCCCAUUCUGCCAGUUGAAACUGCAAGUUCUCUUCCGGAGCGAGACUACGGGUAACGAGCAAACCAACAUUGUGGAUGCAAUGUUCAAGACUGUUGUGGCCGAUUCACGGGUACACAGGCUCCACUGGGUAGAUCUCGUUGCUCUCAUGAGUCCAGAGUCCGUCUGCCAGAUUCGAGAACGAGCUGAAAGGGAGCUCUUUGCCAUCCCUCUGCUUGAAGAUUCUAACCCGAUCAAUGGCCUUUCAACGGGCAGCAUUGAGUCUUUAGAAUCUGCGAAAGUUUACCUGUCUAUCAUCGAGGAGCUCGCGGGUACAGUCCAUCACCCAGGGACGUCGUCCAUUGCUCCAGUCCUCGUUGAAAAGAUGGAAGCUUUGCUUCACAAGAUCAUCACAGCACAAGCUAGCGUCAAGCAAGCUGGCGACACAAAGGCUGGAUCUACACCCACAACAGGGCGAACAUACUUUGAGCGGUCUCUCGCGUUCUGGUUUUCAGCCCUCUUGCGAAUGGUUGUCCUUCAUCGCGCGUCCUUCACACAAACCUCGCCGAAUUUGAAGGCCCCUUCUGCCCAGGAGCAGUCCCGCUUGUUGAUCUGUAUCCUCUGUAUUGCACUGUCCCGCCUCCCGGGUGACCUGUUACGGCUGUUCCCAGGUGCCGACUACUUCCCUCACCCAGGAACCUCGGAGCCCUACCACCCUUGUCCAGGCAUCCUGCUGCAGACACAUGCUCUCGAUGUUGCCGCCUCGCUCAUCGACGUCUUUCCAGACGAAAUUCGCCAUCAUUGCUGCCGCUUCCUGAAGGAGAAGUGCCCUCCCUUCGCGCCGCUCCAAAACGAUUCUCGUUUCCUUUAUCUCCUCGGCCCAACCGUCGAUGCUUACUCCCAUGGCCUCCUUCAGUCUGCCGCAGCUUCAUCCCCAGCUGCAUCAGGCUCCACUUCCACCCCUGCCCCUGCCCCCACAAACAUCCCUGCUUCGAACCCAUCCUCCCAAGCUGCCUUUAUCCCCGCAGCCGGCACCGCCAGUUCCACCGAAAACCCCGACUGUGUAACCAGCCGCCUCCGUCUCCAGCACCGCGGCCGAAUCGUCGGUCCCUACCCGAUCCGCGCAUGGGAACUCUUGGAAGACGCUGCGCCCUUCGUCGGAGCAAACGACACUGCCGUGAACCUGGGCUACUUCGAUGCCCGGCGCGUGCGCGUGUGA